This is a messenger RNA of Myotis myotis, 1637 nucleotides long. It is a transcript of the gene DOC2A, whose product is annotated as double C2 domain alpha. The record is from RefSeq and is a predicted model, not a curated record. NCBI's taxonomy places the organism in Eukaryota, Metazoa, Chordata, Mammalia, Chiroptera, Vespertilionidae. Gene Ontology annotation, cellular component: membrane. Bases 390 to 1601 code for a protein of 403 amino acids. The transcript has 11 exons.
GAGUGUGCGCGCGAAGUUUCCCGGGUGAGGGUGCCAGCGCGUCGGGGUCUGUGCUGUGUGAGUGCGCACGUGGGCACGAGCGUGUGGGGGGCAGUGCCUGCGUGCUCGUGACUGUGUGUGCACGCGUGUGCUCCCCGAAGUGUGCCCGGCUGGCGGCGGGAGAGUCCCGCUGCCUCCCCGCCCCCCGCCGCCGGCGCCCGCAGCCUCCCGCCUCCACGGCGCUCACCCCCUCCUCCCGCACUUGCCCGGCUCUCCCUCCUCUCGGCGCGCACAGCGGACUCCGCGCUCUGGCUGCCGCCGCCCGCCCGGAACCGCCGCCGCCCAGCUUGCGCCCGCCGUCCCCCCAGUGCCCGGGCACCUGUUGGAGGCAGAGACAGACACGGUGCUGCAUGAGGGGCCGCAGGGGCGAUCGCAUGACCAUCAACAUCCAGGAGCACAUGGCCAUCAACGUGUGCCCCGGGCCCAUCCGGCCUAUCCGGCAAAUCUCUGACUACUUCCCCCGCCGGGGACCAGGACCUGAAGGGGGCGGUGGUGGAGGGGGCCUUGGGGAGGCCCCUGCUCGGCUGGCCCCCCUGGCCCUGGCCCCCCCUGCAGCCCUCCUGGGGGCCACCACGCCCGAGGAUGGAGCUGAGGUGGACAGCUAUGACUCGGAUGAUGCCACCACCCUGGGCACGCUGGAGUUUGACCUUCUCUAUGACCAGGCCUCCUGCAGUUUGCACUGUAGUAUCCUCAGGGCCAAGGGCCUCAAGCCCAUGGAUUUCAAUGGCCUGGCCGACCCCUACGUCAAGGUGCACCUGCUGCCUGGAGCCUGCAAGGCCAAUAAGCUGAAAACGAAGACGCAGAGGAACACCCUGAAUCCCGUGUGGAACGAGGACCUGACGUACAGUGGCAUCACGGACGAUGACAUCAGCCACAAGGUGCUCAGGAUCUCCGUGUGUGAUGAGGACAAGCUGAGCCACAAUGAGUUCAUCGGAGAGAUCCGAGUACCCCUCCGCCGCCUCAAGCCUUCACAGAAGAAGCAUUUUAACAUCUGCCUUGAGCGCCAGGUCCCGCUGGCGUCACCCUCUUCCAUGUCGGCAGCGCUGAGGGGCAUAUCCUGUUACUUGAAGGAGCUGGAGCAGGCGGAACAGGGGCCUGGGCUGCUGGAAGAACGAGGGCGCAUCCUGCUGAGUCUCAGCUAUAGCUCUUCCCGCCGCGGGCUACUGGUGGGCAUCUUACGCUGUGCUCACCUGGCUGCCAUGGACGUCAAUGGCUACUCCGACCCCUAUGUCAAGACGUACCUGAGGCCAGAUGUGGAUAAGAAAUCCAAGCACAAAACAGGCGUGAAGAAGAAGACUCUCAACCCAGAAUUUAAUGAGGAGUUUUUCUAUGAGAUGGAACUCUCCGCUCUGGCCACCAAGACUCUGGAAGUCACAGUCUGGGACUAUGACAUUGGCAAAUCCAACGACUUCAUUGGGGGCGUGUCCCUGGGACCUGGUGCCCGGGGAGAGGCCCGGAAGCACUGGAAUGACUGUCUGCGGCAGCCAGACUCGGCCCUGGAGCGCUGGCACACCUUGACCAGCGAGCUGCCCCCUGCAGCCGGGGCUCUGCCCUCAGCCUGAGCUAGGCAAGCAGCUGCCCAGCACAGGCCCCUCAGG